AUGCUGCGCAGCAGGCAGCUGCUGGCGCUCGGCGCCCGGCUGCAAAUGGCGGGCAGCGGCGGCGCGGCGGCGGCGGCGGCGGCAGUCGCCAGCAGCGCCGCUGCCCCCUGGCGCCCCGCCCAGCACCAGCUGCUCUCCCUGCAGACCUGGGCCAGCAGCAGCCUCAGCCCCCCAGCUGCUGGCAGCUCCUUGCAGCACGCGGCAUCCUCAGUGGCGGGCCGAGCAGCCAGCUCUGAGGCCGCAGCGGCGGCCCGGCGCCAUGCGGCGGCGGCGGCAGCCAGCAGGCGUGGGCUGGCCACUGGCGCCGUCGCUCGGCCAGGGCCCGCGCCGCGCGGCACCUCCAAAGCAGGCAGCGGGCGCAGCCUGUGGUCUGGCCUGUUCCUGCUGGCGCCAGGUGCCCUGGCCGCCUUCCUCGGCAAGUGGCAGUGGGACCGACGCCAGUGGAAGGCGGCGCUGCUGGAGCGGCGGCGCGCCAUGAUGCAGGGCGAGCCUGUGGACCUCUUCGCUGCCGAGGAGGAGCCUCCCGAGUAUGUGCGGGUGGCGGCGAAGGGGGUGAUGGAUCACGGCGCCUCCCAGUAUGUAGGGCCCCGCACCCGACAGAUCGCGGGAGUGUCCAAGCAGGGCUUCCUUGUGAUGACGCCUCUGAGGCAGGAAGGCUCGGGGAGGGCUGUGCUGGUCAACCGCGGCUGGGUGCCCGCAGAGUGGAGGGAGGCGGAGGCGGCGCGGCGCGGCGGGCAGCCCGAGGGCAAGGUGCGUGUGGAGGGCCUGCUGCGGCACGGCGAGGACCCAGGCGCUUUUGUGCCGCCCAACGAGCCCGGCAAGGGCAACUGGUACUACAUAAACGUUUCCGAGCUGGCGGCGGCGGCGGGGCUGCCAGCUGAGGCGCCCCUGGUGGAGGUGGUGACGGAGGAUCCGGGCACCUACAUCGGACGGGGGCCGCCCUCGGCCAUGGACGUGGAGGAGCGGUACCCGCUGCCCAAGUCGCUGGACGACCUCAUGCACUUCAGCGUGAUGCCUCAGGACCACUUCAACUAUGCCGCCACAUGGUGGACGCUGUCUGCCGCCACGCUGGCGCUGGCGGUCAAGGCCAUACGGCAGGGGGUCAGGGCGCGGUGA
This is a messenger RNA of Chlorella variabilis, 1116 nucleotides long. RefSeq lists its product as hypothetical. The coding region runs from base 1 to 1116 and encodes 371 amino acids. Gene Ontology annotation, cellular component: membrane. Lineage: Eukaryota; Viridiplantae; Chlorophyta; Trebouxiophyceae; Chlorellales; Chlorellaceae. The transcript has 9 exons. The record is from RefSeq and is a predicted model, not a curated record.